Molecule: messenger RNA, 6270 nt
Organism: Trichomonas vaginalis G3
Lineage: Eukaryota; Parabasalia; Trichomonadida; Trichomonadidae
Exons: 1
Coding region: 1-6270 (2089 amino acids)
Molecular function (GO): protein binding
Source: RefSeq, a predicted model, not a curated record
AUGCGUGGGGCUCAGAAGCAAGACCUCCUAAAACAGAAUACUAUGGAUGGUCUUAUUGCAGCCACAUCAACUCAUGGAUUCAUGAUUUUUGAGAUUUCGAAGAAAACUUACCGACUUGAAGAAUUAUUUGAGCGGAAUAUGAAAAGAAGUCUAUUUAUUAGUAUGGCAAAACAACUAAUAAACAGAGAAAGGCAUCAAAAUCUUAUUAGUAAUCAAAAAUUGCUUCACAAUUUAAACAUAUACAAUCUAUUAUUACAAAAAUCUAUAUUUGACUACUGGAGACAAAGAAGGAAAUGGAUCUUAUUUACAAGAAAGAUCAAAACAAAUGUUCAAUUGAAAAUAUUUCAACUUGCAAGAUUACAACUUCCAAAAAUCUAUAGAGAAAUUUAUAGAUCGAACUGGGCCUCGUUAUCAUUAGAGCUAUUAAGACAUACAAGAAUUCAAAAAUGCCAAGAUUUGCAUGAUUCACGAGCUAAUAAAUUAAUUCUUCAAAAAUACAUACAUCAAUGGCAUGAAAAUGCAGUAACAUCCGCACAAAACAAAGCAUCUAUUAUAUUAAAGUGGGAAGAAUUGUACAAGAAACUACACAAGCGACAAAUUAAAUCUAAUUUCAGAUUGAAAGCAUACGAAAAUGAACAAAGAAGAAAGUGGAAACUUCUUAUUAACGGAAAGAAAGUAUCAAAGAUACUGCUAGUUUACAAUCAGUUUGUUACAAAGCAAAAUUGGAAAUAUUUUGCCAGACAAUUAGCAUUCCAGCAGAGAUUAAAUGCAGUCAAAGCAGCUCAUGAUAGACUUGAGAGAAUCAAGAAAUGGAAGGAAUUGUCUCACAAGUAUAAAUCUAAUUUGCAGACACAAACAUUGAUAAAAGAAUCUAAUCACAUUAAAUACAAGAGACUCUUCAAAUAUUUCAUCAGAGAAACACUUCACAACGAAAAAUUAAAUGAUUUGAGACUUGCUAAAGACAAGAUAAAUGAAAUAAGAGAAAAGAGAAGCAACAAAGAACUACAGAGAAAUAUGCUCUAUUUAUGGAAUGAAAGGGCUAUGAUACAUAGAGUAACAAUGACAAAACUUAAGUCUUCAUUUAACAAAGCAUAUAACAUCAUUGCAAGAAGUGCCAAAAAUAGAGCAGCUGAAAUGAUUCAAAAAUCAUUUAGAUCUUAUAUGAUAAGAAGAGAAUCAAACUUGUCAUUAUUGCAGAAGAUGUUCAUGGGCUGGAGACAUCUUAUUCCAAAUAUUACAGACAGAUUAGUUAGCGAUUUCCCAGAUAUGAUUUUAAUAUUAGAAAAACCUAAAAUUUUGGAGUUUAAUGUGAAAAUUCCUGACACCAACAAGUUAUCUGUUUUCAAAGAGAUGUCAACAGUUCUUAGAACAGAAAAAGAGAUCCUUCUUGAUGAAAUUGCAAAUGAUUCAACUAAAUUAAUUAAAUUUUCAUUUGAUCCAAAUCUGAAACAGCAUAAAGUCUUAGAAAACUUAAUGAACUACUAUCAAAAUAAGAAUGAUAUCAUUUCAAGUUUCGCAAAUUCUAUUUCGACUUUAAUUAAUAUUAAUCUUUCAGAUAAUUUUGCAAAUCAAGUUUCAAUUUCUCAUUUAAAUGAUAUAAAUAAGAUUGAAACAAAACUAUUUGUUGAUGAUAUCCAAAUGUAUAACUUUGAUCCAAAAUUGAAUGAUAUCAAGUUAGAAAAUACACCUCUUGAAUUCUUUUAUCAAGCAAAUCCAUCAUAUGAAGAUGAUAUUAACUUUGUAGCAUUGAAUGCUACAAAAAGUUUUGCAAAUGUCAACAAAAAUUUCCAAAAAGAAACAAAAUCAAUUUUACCUUUUUACAAAAAGAUUUCGAUCCCAUUAAAUGUUUCAUUCACAAAACACUACUCAAACAUGUUGUCACUUGAUAUGAACCUGAAAUAUACUGCUUUACCAAGCUUUAAACCAAUAAAAUGUCUCACAUUUGAGAAAAUUCCAAAACAAGAUGUCAAUGAUGAUUUUACUUAUGAUGCAACAAGUCAUAUCAAUCUUUCGUUAGAUUUUGCCAAAAGAAUUGAUAUGAAACCAAUAAAUUCAUUUUCAAUAGAAGAAAUCGAGCUUUGUCCAGAUGACAUCCCUGAAGAAGCUGCUUCAAAGAUCAACUUUGAUUCAGUAUUCAAUUCACUUUUAUCAACAAAAUUCAUUAACAUUUCUCCUACUCCAAUCCUUCCAACCCCUGAAUUUCCAGAAGAAUUCUUUGAUGAGAUGAUUGAAGACUCAAUCAACUCAAUAUGUUAUACCAAAAUGGAUCCACUUUAUGAUCUUCAUUUCUCAAAAUUUCAAAAACAGCAAAUUGAUGAUGAUUUUUAUGUGGACCUUCCACUUUUUAUUCCAGAGUAUCUUGUUCCAUUACACAAAUCAUUAUCUUUUCUUGCUCAAAAUCAAAUUCCAUCCCCUGAUUUCGAUGAAAUUUCAAAUGAUUAUUCUAAUAAUUUAACUUUGAGUUUAUCCGAUACCAAGAUCGAUUUACAGCAAAUUUUCAAUGUUUGCAAAGAAAUGAGAGAUAGAAUUGAAGAUGAAUCCAUGAUAAUUAGUCAGAAGUACUUGCUUAACAUUAAUGAUGUUGUUUCUAAUUAUGUAACUAACAACUUUACAAAAUUGAUAUCAAUAUCAAAUUUGUUCUCGACUAAAAUACCAAAACAGAAGCUCGAAAACAUCUACUCAAUUCAAGAUACUUGUCUCAACAAUGCAAUACAAGACAGAAAUUCGUUGAAUUGGUAUGUAAAAGAUAAAUUUAUACCAAUAAUCAGUGAAAAUGAUGAAAUUUAUGAAUUACCUGAAUUUGAACCGAAGUUUACAAUGAAUUUAGGUUUCAAUUCGAUUUCUGAUAGGAAAGAUCUUAACAAUCUUUAUGAAGAUCAAGUUAAUUCAAUAAUGCAUGAUAUUAAAGAUCUUGAUUAUUGUUAUCUUCAGUUGAACAACUCAAACCUGGCAUCGUUUACGUUCUUCGAUUUCUUUCAGCUUUUCAACUUGGAACAGAUUGAUUUACAACUAUCAUUAGAUGCUAUGGAAGAGGAAAAGAACGUUCUUAAUAAUAUCUCUCAUCCUGAAAAUCCACAUCAGCAUCCAAAUGAUAAAGAAGAAUUAUAUGAUCUAGAAUUAGAAUUUAAUUUGGCAGAAGAUCAAUUUAAUUUGCAGAAUUUCGAGAAUCAUGGCUUUGAAUUCUAUGAAGACAUGAUUCAAGAAUUGAAGUAUCCACUCGAAUUUAAUUUAUAUGAUAUUACUAAUUUGAAAUAUCAAGAAUUCAAUAUCCAGAGAAUAGAUCUGAUACAUGAAAAUGAUUUGGAAUUUAUAAAUCAUUACGAUAUCGAAAAAGAUCUCUCAGAUCUACUGCAUUUUAUCAAUGCAAAUGAACUUAUACAUUUACAGUUCAGCAAAUCAAAAGAAAUAGAAUUUCCAUCAUAUGAUAUUGAGCUUGAUCUUAAAGAUGUUGAUAUACCAAUUCGUUCUGACUUCAUUGGAACAAAAGAGAUACCAAAACAAGAUUAUCCAUCAUAUGACAUUGAUGUUUCACUCAAACAUGUAUCGCAAACAACUGCAAAUCCAAUAUUUGCUUUAUCAAAUGACAAAUAUUUCAAUUUCGAUAAUCCUGAAAUUGAUUUACAGAUAAAUCUCGAAGAAGUAAUCAAAGUUGAUAUUAAUUCAUUGAAUAGUAUUUCUAAAGUUGAAACAUAUCAAAUAUUAACUCCAUCAUUUGAUGUUAAUUUGAAUUACCAUCUUGAUGAUUUCAUAGCAAAUACGCUUGAUUUAUUCGAGAAGAUUGCAAUUCCUUAUCAACAAGUAUCAGUUGAAAUUCUUCCAGAUUUCAAUAAUAUUGCUAACAUUUUAAGCAUCAAAAACUUGUUUGAAUUAAAGAGUGUAGAAAUUCCUGAAAUUAAUCCAGAUACAGAUUACGAAAUUAAAUUUGAUUUAGAUUUGAUUUCCAUUCCAAAAUUUGCCGAAAACGAAAUCAUUUUGUUAGAAAAAUCUGAUGAAAUUGACAAUUACUCCAUUAAAUUGAAUUUUAACAAUUUAAAGAGCAAUAUAAUUCGGCCAUUGACUUUCUUUACAAAUCAAGCAAUACCAGAAAUAGAUUUUCCAAAUUAUAGCAUUGAAUUGCCUGAAAUUGAUAUCAAAUUGCCUUAUCUUUCUUAUACUAAGGAGAUUGUUAAGUUACAAGAGAUACCAGAGAACAUCUUCGAUAUCAAAUUAUCACAUCUUGCAAUUCCUUUCAAUAGGCAUCAAGGAAAUAUUAUUAACUUUGAACUUAACAAAAUUAAACCACAAGAAAUCAAUGAUGUUUAUAAUUUGGAAUUAACAUUUGGUAAUGAAAUAGCAUUCAUAAAAGAAUUUCCAUUUGUUCAUGAUUACAUUCCAAAGAGGAACAAAUAUUUCAUCAAAUAUAAUGUUACAAUGCCUUCUUUCGACUUCAUCGGUAUUCCAAAGUUUACUUUUGAGUUUUAUCCUAAAUCAAAAGAUAUUUUAUCAUUAUUAGAUGAAAAAGCACUUAGUGAACUCAGUUUUCAAUUCAAUAUUGAUGAUUUACAUCAGAAGAAUCAAUCAUUAAUCAUUUAUGAGAAAAGUAAAAUCAAAGAAAAUCAUAUUAAUUACGAUGAUUUAUAUGAAUUCAAUGAUCCAAAAUUGAUGCAAAGAUUGAAUAAUGCUUUUGAAGUUCUCCAACCUAAACAGAUACCAGAAUUUUCUGUGAAUUCUAAUGUAUAUUCUUUGCGUUUAAUUAAGUUGGGUGUUAAUCUCAGGAGAGUAUUAAGACCACUAAAUAAUAUGAAAAUUUUCGGAUUUUCAGAAUGGAAAGAUAUUAUUCCAAAGUUUGAAAACUCAUUUGAUGAAUUUAUUAUUGAUAAUGUUAAUGAUAUUAUUGAAAAAGCAAUUAAAGACAUUACUCUUCCAGAAAAAGAAGAUCAGCUGCAAGAAGAAGAAUCUACACCAAAUAUUAUCAUUCCUAUUAACGAUGAAGAGUCGGUGUUUGAUAUCUAUGCAGCGCUAGAAAGUUCAUCUCCAACAGCUGCUCAAAACAAAUUCAAUAAAGAGGAAGACGAAGAAGAGUCAUUGAUUUCCCAAGUCGAUAUCAUUAACGAUGAGUUAUAUGAAGCAGAGGAAGAAAAUUAUUCUCUUCAUAUGGAUGAAAAUAAAUCAAGAGAUAUCAGUUAUGUGUCUGAGGAAGAAUCUCUUAACAUUACAGAAGACGAAAUUAUUAAGGAAGAAGAAGAUUUCAACAGUGAGAUCGACUCUCUUUUAGACACAAGUAAUCUUAAUGAUACAACUUAUGAUGAUAGUAAUUAUCUUAAUGUUACUGGUGAUCAUAUCAAUGUUUCAAGUCCUAAUAUAUCUAAUUCUCUCCUUCUUCAAGAUGAUAAUGAUUCAAUGAAUGCAGAAUCUGAUGAAAGUCCAAUUUAUGUAAUUAAUCAAUCAAAUGAAGCGAAAACAGAGGAUAAAACUAAAUCAGAAAGUGAAGAAGAUUUCUCACUUCACACAAUUGAAAAUGAAAAUAAGGAAUCAAGUCUUCAUUUUGAAGAAGAUGAAGAAUCUUUGCCCAUUGACGAUAAAGAUAAUGAAAAGAUUGAAAAGGAGUAUGGUGAAUUAAGUUCGAUAUUAGAUUUCGAUGAAGAUGAUAAAGCAAAGCCAGAUGAAGAGAGCCUUAAUAAGUUUGCCGAGGAAAGCAUCGAAUCUAUUGAUGGCCUAUCAUCUAUCGACUUUGAUAAUACUUUAGAACCAAAAAGUAGUUUCAUUGAUCAAGCAAUUUCAGACAUAUUCAGCAAUUCAGAAGUAUCAAAAUCUAAACCUGAUUUUGUUUUUGAGUCAGAUGAUGAGACACAAGAAGCAUCUCAGAAAGAGUCACCCGUUAAACAAAAGAAAGGUAAUAAAGUUAAUGAAACAGAUGAUUCUAUCUUCUCCUUCAUCAAAAGCGAAGUUGAAUAUGUAUCGCAUCUUGAAGAAGAAGAGGAAGAUCAAAUAGAAGAAGGAGAAAUAAGAGAAUUCGAUCCAAACGAAUCUCUUGAACAACUCAAUAGCCCGAGUUUGCUUACGAAUGACAUUCAAGCAGAUAAUCUUCUGAAAGAAAUAGUUGAGGAUUGUAUUAAUGAAUUUUACAACAAUCUUGAUAAUACACUUCUAAAUCCAAGUACGACUUACUUAAAUAGGAGUUUUACUAUGGAAUUAUCAAGAUUAUGUCGAGUUUCAGUUGUAAGAAGGCUUGAAGAGAUCCAAUUUAGGGAACGUGAUGAAAAAAGAGUGAAUUGGAAUCUCAACUUUUAA